Messenger RNA from Diplodia corticola, 1107 nucleotides. RefSeq lists its product as uncharacterized. Bases 1 to 1107 code for a protein of 368 amino acids. Lineage: Eukaryota; Fungi; Ascomycota; Dothideomycetes; Botryosphaeriales; Botryosphaeriaceae. The transcript is spliced from 5 exons. The record is from RefSeq and is a predicted model, not a curated record.
AUGGCCCCAGAUUGGGCAAAGCAAGCUCGCCGCGACAUACAUAUGCGCAUCGACAAUACCAGGGACGUUGAUACGGGCAUACUGAUCGAGAGUCAGUUUGGAGCGCUCGUUGGAGAGAUAUACGAUGCCAUGAUCAGCGGUGACCGGCCUCUCGACCUUUCCCGAAAAUGGGCGGGAAUGACGUUCAUCAAGAUGGACGAGCCCGCCAGCCCGAGGCUUCCGAUUAUACCUCAAAAGAUGGUGGUUGCGUUGGCUUACCGGGUUGCACGCCUCAUCUGCGAUGGAUACAGACAUGGGUUCCGCUACGCAGACCACCCCCCCGGAUUCCUGCCGCAAGAGGUGUUAAGUUGGCCUGCACGGAAGGCCGAACUGCUCGAAGUUUUAAGGGCGCAUAAGUAUAGCGUUGAGAUUAUAUUCAAAUGGGUAAAGCCGGCCAUCCUCAGUCUCAUCUAUUCGCCCACAGAAUGGAUUUUGGCAACCCAACAUCCGUUCACACCCGUAAGCCCCGAGGUCGUACUGCACCCGAGAUACAGUCUUUUUGGCACCCUGGCCGGGUAUGAAAAGAGGAUGACCCACCAAGAAAUCAAGACGCUUCUCAGGGAGAUGUAUGGCCGUUCAGAGGUGAAAGCUGAUGCGAUCGGUCAUGAUUUCACCACGGACCCAGCCACGCGUGAAGAUUGGGUCAAGGCGGCCUACAACAUGUUUGUGAGUACAGAGGCGCCGGAGAUUUCGGAUGCUCGCAGGGACUGGGUGCAUACAGCUGGAUUCACCGGUCCUAAAAUGUGGAGCGAGCGGAGUGUCAUCGCCAGGAUCCGGCAGUUGGCAGACAUAAUACAAGACGGUGCGCAACAUGGGUUUAUCCGGGCCCGCAAGACCGAAUACUUUCGAGCUUCGUACGCAUCAGAUGACGGUCGAGCCUUCACGGAUAAGCUCAUUGAUAUACUCACAGUUCUCGAGAAAGACAAGACUAUCUGCUUCAAUAUCAUGUUUUACGGACGGCUUCGGAUGGUCGAGCUUGUCGAAGCGCCCUGGACAAUGUACAAGGCGAACAGAGCUAUGGAAAACUAUCGUGCCAGUCAGUCCGCUUCUGCACCUUCCGAUUUGUGA